GCCACCGCCGUCCCGUCCCUCCUUCUCGCUGCCCCUCCCGCGCGCGUCCACCGGCUCCCCGGCUCGCGCCGCUCCAUGUAGCCCCGGAUCCCCGGGAGACCGAGGAGGAGGGGGUGACCACAAGAUGGCGGAUCUCUCGCUGCUUCAAGAGGACCUGCAGGAGGACGCGGACGGAUUUGGUGUGGAUGACUACAGCUCAGAGUCUGAUGUGAUUAUUAUACCUUCAGCCCUGGACUUCGUCUCACAAGAUGAAAUGUUGACGCCACUGGGGAGAUUGGACAAGUAUGCUGCAAGUGAGAACGUAUAUAACAGACAAAUGGUGGCCCGGAGUUUGCUGGAUACAUUGAGGGAAGUCUGCGAUGAUGAAAGAGAUUGUAUUGCUGUUUUGGAAAGAAUUAGCAGAUUAGCUGACGAUUCAGAACCAACUGUGAGAGCAGAGCUGAUGGAACAGGUGCCUCAUAUUGCAUUGUUUUGUCAAGAAAACCGGCCUUCAAUCCCAUAUGCUUUUUCCAAAUACUUACUACCUAUUGUGGUUAGAUAUCUCGCAGAUCAGAAUAAUCAGGUAAGAAAAACAAGUCAGGCAGCUUUGCUGGCUCUGUUGGAGCAAGAGUUAAUUGAGCGAUUUGAUGUGGAGACCAAAGUGUGCCCAGUCCUCAUAGAGCUAACUGCCCCAGAUAGCAAUGACGAUGUAAAAACCGAAGCUGUGGCUAUAAUGUGCAAAAUGGCUCCCAUGGUUGGGAAGGACAUUACAGAGCGUCUUAUUCUCCCGAGGUUUUGUGAGAUGUGCUGUGAUUGCAGAAUGUUUCACGUUCGAAAGGUCUGUGCUGCGAAUUUUGGAGAUAUUUGCAGUGUAGUUGGCCAGCAAGCUACUGAGGAAAUGUUGCUUCCCAGGUUUUUCCAGCUUUGUUCCGAUAAUGUUUGGGGAGUCCGGAAAGCUUGUGCUGAAUGCUUCAUGGCGGUUUCAUGUGCAACCUGUCAAGAAAUCCGGCGGACUAAAUUAUCAGCACUAUUUAUUAAUUUGAUCAGUGAUCCUUCACGUUGGGUUCGCCAAGCAGCUUUUCAGUCUCUGGGACCUUUCAUAUCCACAUUUGCUAAUCCAUCUAGCUCAGGCCAAUAUUUUAAAGAAGAAAGCAAAAGUUCGGAAGAUACAUCAGUAGAAGACAAAAAUAGGAUCAGAGAUCAAGAAGUCCCAGAGGAUGUACAAAUUAGGCCAGAAGAUAUUCCUUCAGAUCCCUAUAUUAGUAAUUCCAGUGUCAGUCUGGAAAACACUAUGGAAGAUUGUGCCGACACUACUAGGAAGUCUCCAGGUGAAAUAAAUGUUCCAAUGGACAGUUCUUUACUUUGUACUUUGUCCUCAGACUGUCAACAGGAAGCAGCUAGUAAUGAGAAUGAUAAAGAAUCUGGUAACUACAAAUCUACAUUACGGCUAGAGGUUGGCAUCAAUUCACAACAUUCUGCUCUCUUAGAUCAGGAAUUAUACAACUCCUUCCAUUUCUGGAGGACUCCUCUUCCUGAAAUAGAUCUAGAUAUAGAGCUUGAGCAGAGCUCUGGGAAUAAACUCAACCCAGAGAGACCAGAAGAAACACCCGAAAUAACCAUACCAGGUUCUUCAAACAUGACUAUGGCCACCAGAAAGGAACUUGAAGAAAUGAUAGAAAAUCUAGAGCCGCAUAUUGAUGAUCCAGAUGUUAGAGCACAAGUGGACGUGCUGUCUGCCGCACUGCGCGCUUCCAGUCUGGAUGCUCGUGAAGAGGUCAGUGAUGCAGAGAAGAAAAGUGAUGUGCAAGAUGACCUGGGCGUCAGUGAGCUACCAAACUGUAAAAUAAAUCAUGAUGCCUCCGUGCCUUUAAUCAGCGAUGCUGUUGAGAAUAUGGAGUCCACCCUUCGUUAUAUUCAUAAUGAUUCGGACUUGAGCACGAGUAGUAGUUUUAGCCCUGAUGAGGAAAGGAGAUCUAAAGUACAGGACGUUGUGCCUCAGGCUCUAUUAGAUCAGUAUUUAUCUAUGACUGAUCCCUCUCGUGCACAGACAGUGGACACUGAAAUUGCUAAGCACUGUGCAUACAGCCUUCCAGGCGUGGCCCUGACACUUGGCAGGCAAAACUGGCACUGCCUAAGAGAGACAUACGAGACUCUGGCAUCAGACAUGCAGUGGAAAGUUCGAAGAACUUUGGCCUUCUCCAUCCAUGAACUUGCAGUUAUUCUUGGAGAUCAGCUGACGGCUGCAGAUCUGGUUCCAAUUUUUAAUGGUUUUUUAAAAGACCUCGAUGAAGUCAGGAUAGGUGUCCUUAAACACUUGCAUGAUUUUUUAAAGCUUCUUCAUAUUGACAAAAGAAGAGAAUAUCUUUAUCAACUUCAGGAGUUUUUGGUGACAGAUAAUAGCAGAAAUUGGCGCUUUCGAGCUGAACUGGCUGAACAACUGAUUUUACUUCUAGAAUUAUAUAGUCCCAGAGAUAUUUAUGACUAUUUACGCCCCAUUGCUCUGAAUCUAUGUGCAGAUAAAGUUUCUUCUGUUCGUUGGAUUUCUUACAAGUUGGUCAGUGAGAUGGUGAAGAAGCUGCACAUGGCAACACCACCCACAUUCGGAGUAGACCUUAUCCACGAGCUCGUAGAAAAUUUUGGUAGAUGUCCCAAGUGGUCUGGUCGUCAAGCCUUUGUCUUUGUCUGCCAGACUGUCAUUGAAGAUGAUUGCCUUCCCAUGGACCAAUUUGCUGUGCAUCUGAUGCCACAUUUGCUAACCUUAGCAAACGAUAGGGUUCCAAAUGUUCGAGUGCUGCUUGCAAAGACAUUAAGACAAACUCUACUAGAAAAAGAUUAUUUCCUAACCUCUGCCAGCUGUCACCAGGAAGCUGUAGAGCAAACCAUCAUGGCUCUUCAGAUGGACCGUGACAGCGAUGUCAAGUAUUUUGCAAGCAUCCACCCUGCCAGUACCAAAAUCUCUGAAGAUGCCAUGAGCACAGCUUCCUCAACCUACUAGAAAGCUUAAACCUCGGUGUCUUUCCUGCUUCCUAAGAAGCCGAGGUUCUACACGUGCUCCGCAUGUGUGAGAGCUAGGACACUUUGGUGAGGAAGAGAGACCUUCCUCUCUUGCAGGCUUAAUUGCAGAUGCAAGUUGCCUACAUUGACACCAGGGAUUUUAACAGUCAAGAGAAAGUACAGUAAACACUAUUAUCUUAUCUUGACUUUAAGGGAAAAUAAUUUCUCAGAGGAUUAUAAUUGUCACCGAGGCCUUAAAUCUUCUGUCUUCCUGACUGAGUGAAACUUGAAUUGGCAGAGCAUUUUCCUUAUGGAAGGGGUGAGAUUCCCAGAGACCUGCGUUGCUUUCUCCUGGUUUUAUUUAAUGACUGAUAGAUGGAAUAUAGCCAGAAGGUGGCUGUGAGCCAGGAUACGAAAGAGACCUUCAGUAUUAGCCCUCACUGUUUCCACGCAGGCAAGGACCUGUGCGGUUCUGUGGUUAGCCGCCAGUCCAGCCCUAAGCGUGAAUAGUUUUUGACGUAUAUUAAUGAGAAAGGAGAUUUUUAAGAAUUUCUCCUAAGGGCUUGAUGCUAACACUAAACUAGAAUAUGAUUUUAACUCAUAAAUGCAGCAUAUUGCUGUACACAUUUACAGAACGUUUGCUGAGUUAUCUAUGUCCUGAAUUUUUUUCAUGCUGGUCAUGACCUGAAUGAAAUUAGCACGUUUACUGUACGUCAGGUGUUUUUAACUUGAUCAUGAUCAGCUCUGAGGUGCAACUUUUUCUUCACAUACUGUACAUAUCUGUGACCACUCUUAAGAGUGUUGCAGUCUUUAAUCAUGCUGUUUAAAACUGUUGUGGCACAAGUUCUCUUGUCCAAUAAAAUUUAUUAAUAAGAUCUGUAUAGAGAGAUAUAUACACUUUUGAUUGUUUUAUAGAUAUCUGCGAAUAAAUGCAAUUUGUGACCUGUAUUAAUGACUUAGUAUAAAAUGGGAAAACUAGAUUAAAAAUUUGUCUUUUAACUAGUUUAGUAAUUUCUUUGAAAUCUGCACAUGCCCCUGGGAACGGUUCUGCUCUUAGCAGGUGGCGGGGGUAUCCUGGGUGCUGUGCUCCCCAAGGCUGGUCCAGGCGUGGCUUGUCCUCCAUCAUGUGUUACAAGCUGUGGCAGCCGAAUUCUGAGGAUGGAAAGGGCUUGUUGGAUCCCGCCUAAGGUGCAGCUUUUGUUACACAGCAUCUUCCAGGGGAAAAGGUGGGCUUCCAGAGGCAGUUAUAAAAGCAAGCAAAUCUAAAAAAUUGAUGAUUCUAUAGUUUUUUUAAAUCCCC
This is a messenger RNA of Pteronotus mesoamericanus, 4273 nucleotides long. RefSeq names its product protein phosphatase 4 regulatory subunit 1 (gene PPP4R1). Gene Ontology annotation, biological process: protein dephosphorylation. Lineage: Eukaryota; Metazoa; Chordata; Mammalia; Chiroptera; Mormoopidae. Gene Ontology annotation, molecular function: protein phosphatase regulator activity; protein binding. The transcript is spliced from 20 exons. The coding region runs from base 125 to 2974 and encodes 949 amino acids. The record is from RefSeq and is a predicted model, not a curated record.